Messenger RNA from Nothobranchius furzeri (turquoise killifish), 2481 nucleotides. Lineage: Eukaryota; Metazoa; Chordata; Actinopteri; Cyprinodontiformes; Nothobranchiidae. The record is from RefSeq and is a predicted model, not a curated record.
UACCAGCGCAGUGCCUGACAGAUGGAGGCGGAGACCUGGAGGACUGAGAGCAGCUGGCAGCCAAUGAACUCUCGGGGAAUCAAAACCGCAAAGACUUUUAAUUGGAUUACUUUAAACGAUCAAUAAAAGUAGAUUAUGCAGCUGACGAUUAAAAAAAUAAUUGAAACAAAACGAAAGUCACGGAUAAAAGGUGUUUGUUUCUAUGUUUAAGCCAAAAAUCCAACGAGUCAACAGAAACACGUGAAACGAUUUAAGAGUAAAGUAAAAAAAAGAAACAAAUUGCAGAAUAAAUAUCGUCGAAAGCAGAUGUCUUUGUGUGUGUGUAAGCCAGGGGACAAGUGUGUAUCAGGCAUUUCAGAUAUUCUAAAGGCCAGGGUCCAUGUCGGAUCGUAACAUGACUCAAGACCAUUAAUAAUAGAUUGCAUGCAUAAUGUAUCCCUGUUGCACUGGAGGAGAACUCGUUCAAAAGAUCCAAAUUACUUUCAAGGACAUUUGCUGGAUCACUCACAGGUCUGACACUGGUUUUAGAUUCUUCCUCCAUGGACGCGAGUGUUUGGAAAUGGUGGGAUGAGUCGCAAGAAAACUAUUAAGACGCAGAGAAAAGGUAAAGCAUCGAGGUCAAGAGCAAGGAUUUUCUGCAGAAGGAAAAUAAUCUGCUCUAAAACACACUGAGAGCUUCUCACCGAGUCCCAUUUUAUAUUGCAGAUAAAUUAGGGCCAUCUACAGAUUGGAGUCUUUUUGGACCAACAGUGACCCCUAGUGUUGUGAGGGAAAACUGCAUUUUAUUAGACAUUCAAAAUUAAUUGCAAUUGACAAGUUAUGGAUUUCAAUUAUGAAACCACAAUAAAUUUGCCUUUUAAGUGGACAUUUAAUGCAAACUAAAGGAUAUUUCGGAUUUUUGAGAAGUUGAGAGCUACUGGGCAAUUGGUUUCUUCUAUCAGUUGUUGAUUGUUUUUUGAACAAUAUGAGAAAAGGAGGUUUGACUAACAUUUCUCAUCUGCUAUAGAUUAAGUGGGACUAGAUGUGUCUAAUCUUAAAAUGGCUUCAAAUAUUUCAUAGCUACUCUUGCAAAAGUGGUUUUACUAACUUUUGAGCAAACAUAAACAUAAACGGGGUUGUUCACGUAGAAUUAUUUCACAGUAGAAAAACAUGCUGUGAAUCUUGUUCAAACAUAUCUGCAUCUGGCUGGAAUUUUAUAAAAUUUGCAUGAAUUGUUGUGCCAUUUUAAGAAAAUAAUUGUUUAAUUGAAAGCUGUGAUCUUCAUCCGACCAAUGGCAUGAGCAAGGAGGCGGGCCGUAAACGGUUUAGUUUUUUGUGUGUUUUGUGUUUUCUGACCAGCCGAAAUGGCGGCCUGGAGCGUCGAGUAACUUUAUCGCACAAUAAUAAACAGAACAAUAUAUGGAGGUUUAAACAACAUAACAUGGGGACAGACUUCACGGUUAUGUUUCCAAGGCUCUAGUCGGGACACAUUGUUUUAGCCACUAAAGGUUAAAAGACUGAUUAUGGAGGAUCCUCAUACACGGUACAGCAAACGUUUGCGCACAGGCACGCGUCGCCGCCAUCAGGAUGAAGGGAUCUCAGAUGAUGAAAUUGAAGGCAAACGGAUGUUUGACCUGGAUGAGAAGCUGCAGUGUGAGAGGUUUGGCUCUGAGCUGGUCAAACUUAUGGAGGGUAAAGAUUUCACGUAUGAAUACAUACAGAGGGACGGGCUCCGGGAACCCAUCAUUUUUAGGAAGGCUGAUGGUCUUGGUCUACAGAUGCCUGAUUCUGACUUCAGUGUGAGUGAUGUGAAGUUGUUUGUUUGAAGUCGACGAAUCGUAGACGUGAUGGAUGUAAACACCCAGAAGGGAAUUGAGAUGUCAAUGGCUCAGUGGGGACGCUACUAUGAGACACCACCGUUUGAGAGCGAGAAACUCUACAACGUCAUCAGCCUGGAGUUCAGCCACACGAAACUAGAGAAUCUGGUCAAGCGACCGGCAUCGGGGGACCUUGUAGAUUGGGUGGACAACAUGUGGCCUCGCAAUCUCAAGGAGCGACAGAGAGACUCCACCAAUGUCAUCAUAGACAUGCAUUAUCCCAAAGCCCAGAAGUACUGCCUCAUGAGUGUGCAGGGAUGCUUUAUGGACUUUCACAUUGACUUUGGUGGAACUUCAGUCUGGUACCACAUCCUGCAAGGGGCAAAGGUGUUCUGGCUGAUUCCACCCACACCUCAAAAUCUGGACAUGUAUGAAAACUGGGUUUUAACAGGAAAGCAAGGAGACAUCUUCCUGGGGGACAAGUGUUACGACUGUCAGAGGAUAGAGCUCAAUCAGGGCAACACCUUCAUCAUCCCAUCAGGUUGGAUUCAUGCAGUCUACACCCCACAGGACACUCUGGUGUUUGGAGGAAAUUUCCUUCACAGCUUUAACAUCCCCAUGCAGCUCUGAAUCUACAACAUAGAAGACCGUACUCGGGUGCCAGCAAAGUUCCGCUACCCAUUCU